Molecule: messenger RNA, 1176 nt
Organism: Musca vetustissima
Lineage: Eukaryota; Metazoa; Arthropoda; Insecta; Diptera; Muscidae
Product: mitochondrial basic amino acids transporter
Exons: 3
Coding region: 64-1176 (370 amino acids)
Biological process (GO): mitochondrial L-ornithine transmembrane transport
Cellular component (GO): mitochondrion
Molecular function (GO): high-affinity L-arginine transmembrane transporter activity
Source: RefSeq, a predicted model, not a curated record
AUUGGAGACGAGGAAAAUAACAAACAUAAAAUAAAAACAACCGAUAAUUUUUGGAAUCGAAAAAUGGCUUUAGACUUCUUGGCUGGCUGUAUCGGAGGUUGUGCCGGUGUUCUGGUGGGACAUCCUUUGGACACGGUCAAAGUUCAUUUACAAACACAGGAUCCCAAAAAUCCCAAAUACAAGGGAACAUGGCAUUGUAUGCGCACCAUUGUGGCGCAGGAUAAAUUCAGCGGAUUAUACCGUGGCAUUACAAGUCCAAUGGGUGGCAUUGGCUUCGUAAAUGCCAUUGUAUUCGGUAUCUACGGCAAUGUUCAGCGAUCGAGAACUGAUCCCGACUCCUUGACCUCACAUGCCCUGGCCGGUGGCAUUGCUGGCCUAUUCCAAAGUAUUGUGUGUUCGCCCAUGGAGUUGGCCAAGACGCGACUUCAAUUACAAAACGAAUCAUCACCGGGGAAAAAAUUCAAGGGGCCACUCGAGUACCUGAGGUACAUAGUGAAGUAUGAAGGUUUGCGCGGCACCAUGAGAGGUUUAAUGUUCACCGCUGCCAGAGACAUUCCAGGUUUUGCCAGUUAUUUCGUGAGCUACGAAUAUAUGAUGCGCCAACAAAGUCAACCGAAUGUCCUUUAUGGUCUCUGUGCGGGAGGUCUGGCCGGCAUAUGUUCAUGGUUAGCAACAUAUCCCAUAGACGUAAUAAAGACCUGCAUCCAAGCGGACGAUGCUAAAAAUCCCAAAUACAGAGGAUAUAUGGACUGCAUACGGCAGGGCUACAACAAUGACGGAUGGCGGUUCUUCUUCCGCGGUAUGACUUCGACCAUGAUUCGAUCAUUUCCAAUGAAUGCUGCUUGCUUUUUCGUAGUCUCUUGGAUUAUGAGCUGGACAAAGAAACACGACGUUGAUGUUGUGGUCCAUACCGGAGAUACAAUGGCGCUAGUUGGUGUGGCCGCCAGUACACCGAUGUGUCAUAUUCAGAAUGUCGAUCACCAAGAGGACAAACUGCGAGAGCAAAGGUCAAUAAUUGCAAAGAGCCUACGCUCGUUUGAUGUGUUUAACGAGGCUGUGGGUCACACCGAGGUGGAAGAAUUAGCUACGGGACUCUAUCCCGACACAGAGAAAUAUUACAUUUUUGAAGAUGAACGACUUUUAAUUGCUGCUGCAGAUAAACCAAUAGAUUGUUAA